GCUACACCGGUCAGCUAUACGAGUUGCACACAGCCAACAUUUCUGAACACGUUACAUCCGGUUAGGUUGUCUCUCCCCGGCUCUACGUGACAGCAAUAAUGGCAGCGUUUUCUGAAAUGGGAGUCAUGCCUGAAAUUGCGCAGGCUGUAGAAGAGCUGGACUGGCUGCUUCCGACUGACAUCCAGGCAGAGUCUAUCCCCCUUAUUCUGGGUGGAGGAGAUGUACUCAUGGCUGCAGAAACUGGCAGUGGAAAAACAGGUGCCUUCAGUAUCCCAGUGAUCCAGAUUGUGUAUGAGACCCUGAAGGAUCAGCAGGAGGGCAAGACGGGAAGAGCUUCUGUCAAGACUGGUGGAGCUAUUUUCAACAACUGGCAGAUGAAUCCUUAUGAUCGCAGCACAGCCUUCGCAAUCGGUGCGGAUGGUUUGUGCUGCCAGAGCAGAGAGUUUAAAGAGUGGCACGGCUGUCGCUCCACAAAAGGUGUCAGCAAAGGGCAGUACUACUAUGAGGUGACUUGCCAUGACCAGGGUCUGUGUCGUAUUGGCUGGUCCACCAGUCAGGCCUCACUGGACUUGGGAACUGAUAAGUAUGGCUUUGGUUUUGGUGGAACUGGGAAGAAAUCCAACAACAAGCAGUUUGACAGCUAUGGAGAGGAGUUUACCAUGCAUGACACCAUUGGAUGCUACUUGGAUCUAGAAAAGGGCCAAAUUUCCUUCUCUAAAAAUGGAAAUGAUCUGGGUUCGGCUUUUGACAUCCCUCAGCAUGUGAAGAAUCAACCCUUCUUUGCCUCCUGUGUGCUAAAGAAUGCAGAGCUGAAGUUCAACUUUGGAGGAGAAGCCUUUAAAAAUCCCCCCAAAACUGGAUUUGUUGCACUGGAUCAGGCAUCAGAGGGUCACGCAGUCAAAUCUGCCCAGACAGGCGCUGCCAAAGUGAGUCAAGUGAAAGCAUCAUCCAACGCACCCAAAGCUCUGAUCAUCGAGCCUUCCAAAGAACUGGCCGAGCAAACUCUCAACGUCGUCAAGCAGUUUAGGAAAUAUGUUGAGAAUCCUAAACUGAGGGACUUACUGGUGAUUGGUGGUGUGGCUGCCAAAGAUCAGCUGGCUGCUCUGGAGCAGGGGGUUGACAUUGUGGUGGGAACACCCGGAAGGCUGGAUGACCUCAUCUCCACUGGGAAACUGAGCCUGUCCCAAGUCCGCUUUCUAGUCAUGGAUGAGUGUGAUGGCCUACUCUCUGCAGGUUAUACUGACUUCAUCAACAGGGUCCACAACCAAAUCCCUCAGGUCACCUCUGACGGCAAAAGGCUGCAGGUGAUUGUUUGUUCAGCCACUCUGCAUUCAUUCGACGUGAAGAAGCUGUCCGAGCGCAUCAUGCACUUCCCCACUUGGGUGGACCUGAAGGGGGAGGACUCUGUCCCCGAGACUGUCCAUCAUGUGGUGGUGCCUGUUAAUCCCAAGAAUGACCGCAACUGGGAGCGUCUGGGCAAGAACCACGUCAGAACUGAUGAAGUCCAUGCCAAAGACAACACCAGACCUGGAGCCAAUUCUUCUGAAAUGUGGUCCGAGGCCAUCAAGCUGCUGAAAGGCGAGUACACAGUGAGGGCAAUCAAAGAGCACAAGAUGGACCAGGCCAUAGUCUUCUGUCGCACAAAGAUCGACUGUGACAACAUGGAGCAGUACUUCAUUCAGCAAGGGGGAGGUCCGGACAGUAAAGGCCACCAGUUUUCCUGCGUUUGUCUCCAUGGUGAUCGGAAGCCAAACGAGCGGAAAAACAACCUGGAGCGCUUCAAGAAGAAAGAAGUGAAGCUCUUGAUCUGCACAGAUGUAGCAGCCAGAGGAAUCGACAUCCACGGAGUUCCUUAUGUGAUCAACGUCACCCUGCCAGAUGAGAAACAGAACUACGUCCAUCGUAUUGGCAGAGUUGGUAGAGCUGAGAGAAUGGGUCUGGCUAUCUCCUUAGUAGCAAUGGAGAAGGAGAAGGUAUGGUACCAUGUGUGCGCAAACCGAGGUAGAGGCUGCUACAACACUCGCCUGAAGGAAGAUGGAGGUUGCACCAUCUGGUACAACGAGAAAGAGCUCCUGUCAGAUAUUGAGGAACAUCUAAAGUGCACCAUCACUCAGUGUGAAGCUGACAUCAAAGUACCUGUGGAUGACUUCGAUGGCAAGGUCACGUAUGGUCAGCGGAAGGCACUGGGAGGUGGGAACUACAAAGGUCAUGUGGAUGUUCUGGCCCCGACAGUCCAGGAGCUGGCGGGCCUGGAGAGAGAAGCUCAAAGUUCCUUCCUCCACCUGGGAUACAUGCCAAACCAGCUUUUCAGAGCCUUCUGAAGAAACCCCAAUGAGCACUACACUCUCAGCUGCUGAUACAGAAUACAGAUAAAUAGAGCAUUUCUGAACCUUUCACCAUGACAUAAACAUAUCAACAUAAUUUAUAGAAUAAUUAGUUACAGAUAUCAAAAUGUCAUUGUGUACAGACUUCUAAAUUCUGAGUCAUUGUUUAGUCCCAUCAUUUGGUGUAUGAUUUGUGCAGCCUGUCGGUUUAUUGAGACUGUUGGGCACCAUAUUUUGAAGGACUUCUUCCUAAAGGCUUUAACCUUACUGCAUUAAAGAAUACUGAGGGAAAAAAUCCCUUAUAUCCCAUGCAAAAUCUAAUUUGAGAGAUCCUUCAGGGCUUUUUUUUUUCUAAUGACACGAUUCUUGAAUAUUUAAGUUUCCUGAAGGAGUAAUGGGCUAGAAUGUCAACAUAUGUAAAUGGCUUGAUGAUGUCUUUUUUUCUGAAAUAAACAGUAUCCUGACUAGCUGGA
Notolabrus celidotus (New Zealand spotty) is the source of this 2797-nucleotide messenger RNA. RefSeq names its product DEAD (Asp-Glu-Ala-Asp) box helicase 1 (gene ddx1). NCBI's taxonomy places the organism in Eukaryota, Metazoa, Chordata, Actinopteri, Labriformes, Labridae. The record is from RefSeq and is a predicted model, not a curated record. The transcript has 26 exons. Gene Ontology annotation, molecular function: nucleic acid binding; protein binding; ATP binding. The coding region runs from base 99 to 2321 and encodes 740 amino acids.